AUGGCUAUAUCACUCCUCGAGGAGAGCUGGAUGCCCCAAUGGUGGACCAAUUUCUUGCUUUUCUGCGUCGCGCAACACGGGUUCGUUUCGUCAAUUGGCAUUCUGCUCUGCUACACGCCGCAUCGGACCUACGUGAAGUCAUUGGCCAAGACGUGGUUUCCAUGUUGCCGCGGCUCACCGGAAGCCAUUGUCCUCGGGUCGGAAUAUUUGUCGACCACUAUGAACCAGGAAACGGCAAGAGUUGUAGCAGGGCAACAACCGGCUCACGAAGAAGCCGCACUUGACGACGCGGAUCAAGGAAAUUCGAACUCUAAAAUUUUG
Molecule: messenger RNA, 321 nt
Organism: Mesorhabditis spiculigera
Lineage: Eukaryota; Metazoa; Nematoda; Chromadorea; Rhabditida; Rhabditidae
Source: the annotation of a GenBank genome assembly